GGGAGCAUCCCCAACAUCCACUCCAAGAGUGCCAGUGGGGACCAACACAAUGGCCUCUACACCAUCUUCAUCAGUCAAGCAAACAAGUCCUAUACCUUCAAUCCAGAGUCACUCCUGGUCCAGGACAUCGCCAAGAUUCCCAAGCUCAUGGCCUACAAGAAGCCCUCCCUCAUCAAGAGGUGGAACCCAAAGGCCUGGGACCCCAACCCCGACCGCCGACCCCGCUGA
Molecule: messenger RNA, 228 nt
Organism: Acanthamoeba castellanii str. Neff
Lineage: Eukaryota; Discosea; Longamoebia; Acanthamoebidae
Exons: 3
Source: RefSeq, a predicted model, not a curated record